GCACUUGUCACUCAGCUGAUUCAAGUCGUGGUUCGUGCGCGGAGUUUAGUUGCACGCGCUGACUGCAGGUAAAUGGAAUAGAGAAUAGAGUGUCGUUUGCAGCUUAUAUAGAAAGUUGACUCCUUGAUGUCCGGUGUAUUUUAACUCUUUGUUACGUAGUAUUUCAGCUGUAAGGAGAAAUAUUUUCAGCCUGAUACUUUCGCUCACCUGUUGGUCACCUUUCACUCAUAAUGGCCACGCGCGUGCGACCGAGUAGUAAACGGUGUGCAGUUGUCGGGGGCUCUGGUUUCCUGGGCAGACACUUGGUGGAGAAGCUGCUGGAGCGAGGAUACACUGUGUGUGUGUUUGACAUCCGUCAGAGCUACGAGCUGCCUGGUGUCACCUUCCACCAGGGAGACCUCUGCGACAAACAGGCUCUGCUGCCGGCUAUGAAAGAUGUGUCCCUGGUCUUCCACUGUGCCUCCCCAGCCCCUGCCAGCGAUGACCGCGGGCUGUUUGAGAGGGUCAACAUUCAGGGCACACGCACAGUCAUCGAGGCCUGCAUGGAGGCUGGAGUACAGAAACUGGUCCUGACAAGCAGUGCCAGUGUGGUGUUUGAAGGGACAGACGUUAAGAAUGGGAGAGAAGAUCUACCAUAUGCCAAGAAGCCCAUCGACUAUUACACAGAGACCAAAAUUGAGCAAGAAAAGCUGGUCCUCCAGGCUUGUAACAAGGAGAAGGGUUUCCUCACAGUUGCCAUUCGGCCUCAUGGCAUCUUUGGCCCUCGGGAUCCACAGCUGGUACCCAUCCUGGUGGACACAGCUCGCAGGGGCAAGAUGAAGUUCAUCAUCGGUGACGGGACCAAUCUGGUGGAUUUCACCUUUGUGGAGAAUGUAGUUCAUGGUCACAUCCUGGCUGCUGAGCGCCUGAGGCCGGACUCCCCCAUAUGUGGAAAACCGUAUCACAUCACCAAUGACGAGCCGGUUAGAUUCUGGGACUUCAUGUCUGAGGUGUUGGUGGGUCUAGGAUAUGCUGCUCCUCGCUACCACCUCCCCUACACUCUUGUGUACGGACUGGCCCUGCUCCUCUGGCUGCUGGCCCUGAUCCUGCGCCCUCUGGUGUCCUUUAAACCCACCUUUACACCAAUGAGAGUGGCUCUGGCUGGAACCCACCACUACUACAGCUGUGACCGGGCCAAGCAGGACCUGGGCUACAAACCGCUGGUCAGUCUGAAGGAUGGGAUAGCACGCACAGUGCAGAGCUACCCUCACCUCAGACAAGGAGCUUGAUGAUAGAACUAAAGGUGAAGACUGUACAGGUACACUCACUGAGAUUAAAGUGAUCAGGUCAUCCUGAAUGGACAGUUCAAAACAAGGGAGACAGUUUAUCUUUAUUCAAACACUGUAGUAUUUGUGUACUUUUUUUAACACUUAUGUGCCACUCUCACCAGCAGAUGGCAGCAAACGGUUUUGGUUUUGGUCAACACACUGCAGUCUGGUCUUGUCUUAAGCUUUAAAGCACUUGAUAAACAGUGAAACCCCAUGUUUAUGACAACAUAAAUAUACUGAUCUUACACUGUGAAACUUGCAAAGACUUACAGAUAUACUUGUUCCAUUUUCAUGUGUUUCACCAGUGUGCUGUGCAAACACUGAGAUGCUGCUGUUUAUGUCAAAACACAUAAAUACAUUCCACUAAACUAUGAUUCUCAUGACAUUGCUGAUGUGAAAAUAACUGUAUAAAGGUCAAAAGUAUGUGGACAGGGAUGUGGUUUUUGGUCUGGGGUGGUUUUAUUAAGUUUGGGAUACGCUUCUUGGUUUGAAUUAAGCUACAUAUGCUGACACUGUAGACAAUAAUGUGCUUCCAACUUAUAGCAACAGUUUAGGAUUGGCCUUUUCGUGUUACAACAGAAUAAUACCCAUGUGCACAACGCCACAUGCGUAAAGAAAUUGUUUUCUGGGCUUUGUGUGGAAGAAAUUUCCUGCCCUGUACAAAGCCCUGACCUCAUCCACAUCCAGCAGCUUUCGGGUGAAUAAGAAUAGCGACUACGAGGCAGGCCUUUUCACCAGUGGAGGCUGCAACACAUAGCAGUAUAUUACUGCCCAAGGUUUAGAGUGUAUGUUCACAUUUUUUUCAAGUCUGACCUAAAACAUUACAAUAUGUACAUGGAAACAGUUUUUGACUGCUGUACUUGUUUCUCCUGUCCGUACUGGCCAUGAAAGGGUCGCUUCCUUAUGAGAUUCCAAUGCAGAAAUGGGGCACAAACCACAGUCUUUGAUAUGUGAAAAAAGCAUUUCAAAGUUCAUCCAAGGCUAAUACCUGGGCUUUAGCAGAAUGAGACCAAUAGGUAUCUUCCAAACUUACUGUGUACAUGCACACAAUUCCCUAGCUGUGAAACUGUCCCUCUGUCAUAGCUAAAACAAGGAAACACUCCUAAAAACACUGAAUGAUACCCACUUGAUAUGACAAAAUCAGAUCACUGACGUCUCAUGUUAGCUUAGGCUAAACUAAAGAAGGCAUUUUCCACACAACAUGAACUAUCUAUAAUAUCAAAAGGGGGGUGAUUACAGCGAUCAAUAUCCAUUUCAGUGUGUACAUCGGAGUAGUGUGUGUCCACAUACUUAUGGCCAUAUAAUGUAUUUCCGUAUGUGCAUAAUUCACACACAGUUUUCAGAUGUUCCGGUUUUACCAUCUUUCUGAUACUGAGGUAUCUCUGGAAUUAGAUACUAUAUAUCAUCAGGAUGGCAUGAGUUUCUAUGAGUUGCGCAAACUGUUAAAAUACUAUUCAUGGGCUGUCAUCAAAUACAAUAAUGGGAUGGGCUAUGAAAAUGCAUCAUGAAAUAUAAUUACCCUUCUAGUUCCA
This is a messenger RNA of Epinephelus lanceolatus (giant grouper), 2839 nucleotides long. It is a transcript of the gene nsdhl, whose product is annotated as NAD(P) dependent 3-beta-hydroxysteroid dehydrogenase NSDHL. The record is from RefSeq and is a predicted model, not a curated record. Gene Ontology annotation, biological process: steroid biosynthetic process. Lineage: Eukaryota; Metazoa; Chordata; Actinopteri; Perciformes; Serranidae. Gene Ontology annotation, molecular function: oxidoreductase activity, acting on the CH-OH group of donors, NAD or NADP as acceptor.